AUAAAUAGACCUUUGCACACCUCUUCUCAGCCGUCUGCCACCUCUUGGAGUGCUGAGGGUUCCUGUCAGUUUGGGAAACAUCUUCACCUCACGCAAACAUGGGAGAAGUGAAUUUGGUCAACCGAGAUGAGAACAACGUCAACGACCAUAUUAAGGUGUGUUUCGAAGACGUCCUGGCUGAGCCCGAUGGAAGUCACUCCAUCGACUGCGUGUGGAAGCUGUCCUACUGCUGCUUCAACUGCAGCAAGGGAUGCUGCUACAACCUCCUGGCCAUCUUCUGCGGCAUACCCAGCGCCCUCUGCUGGGGCUUCGAGUUCGCCAUCAUCGCCUUCUACCACAUCUGGUACAUGACCCCGUGUCUGCGGGCCUACAUGAUCAACUGCGGCAUGAUGCAGAAGUACUUCGAAACCUGUCUGAGGUGCUGUAUAGGUCCUGUCUGCGAGACCUGCGGCCUCUUCUUCAGCCGCAUCACCGUCAAGAACGGGUAGACAGCAGAAAAUAGUGCGGCGCCACCCCCGUCUACCCGUGAACACUGACAGAGAGGAGAUGGGGACGACACACACGUGACUUCCAAUUCUCCAAGAUGAGAACAUAGAAAAACUCUAUCAAAAUCCAGAAGAACUUUCUUUAAUGCUUCGCAAACUUUUCUUUCGAUUUCGUAGAUAUAGAUAUACAUAUAUCUAAAGCCGCGACAGCAAAUGCAAUACCAUCAUGCAUCUGUGCAGUAAUUACUCUAAAAGGCAAAGUCAACAAUGUGUAAUGUAUGAGCAUCUAAAAACAACAAUCAGAUGAUAUUAUCGCUUGCAGCAUUACUGAAAAGUACUCAUUCUUUAUUCCUCACCAACUUUCUUUACUUUUCUCUGUGAAAUACAAACUAAAUGUGCCUGAC
Pomacea canaliculata is the source of this 889-nucleotide messenger RNA. RefSeq names its product caveolin-3-like. Lineage: Eukaryota; Metazoa; Mollusca; Gastropoda; Architaenioglossa; Ampullariidae. Gene Ontology annotation, biological process: caveola assembly. The record is from RefSeq and is a predicted model, not a curated record. The transcript has 2 exons. Gene Ontology annotation, molecular function: molecular adaptor activity. The coding region runs from base 99 to 488 and encodes 129 amino acids. Gene Ontology annotation, cellular component: caveola.